AUGUACGUUGUCAAGCGCGACGGCCGGAAGGAGGCCGUGCACUUCGAUAAGAUCACCGCUCGUUUGAAGAAGCUCAGCUACGGUCUCAGCACGGAAUUCUGCGACCCCGUCUUGGUGGCUCAGAAGGUGUGCAUGGGCGUGUACAAGGGCGUGACUACAGCGCAGCUCGAUGAGCUGGCAGCUGAAACCGCAGCGGGAAUGACGGCGACACACCCAGACUACGCUCUCCUGGCUGCGCGGAUUGCAGUCUCCAACCUGCACAAGAAGACAAAGAAGUCAUUUUCCGAAACUGUGAAGGACAUGUACGCGCAUGUGAACCAGGAGUCAGGCCUUCCUGCGCCUUUGAUCGCAGAUGACGUCUACGAGAUUAUCAUGAAGCAUGCGGAGAGGCUAGACAGCGAGGUCAUAUACGACCGGGAUUUCGACUAUGACUACUUUGGAUUCAAGACGCUUGAACGCUCCUACCUGCUCAAGGUGAGACCCUCCCACCCAGUGACCCAGUUGUGCAUGGAAGGGCACAAGGGAAGGGAGAGGCUAGACAGCUUAUGCAUGGCACCUUUUCCCUCCCCACUCUCCCUUGUCUUCUUUCAGUCGAACGGGAAUAGUGGUGGAGCGACCACAGCACUUGUUGAUGCGAGUGGCAGUGGGGAUACACAAGAUGGGAAUUGUGUCAUUUGUCUACUUACAUACCCCUUGUCUCCUCAAUCUCUCCUGGCAGGUGAACGGGAAGGUGGUGGAGCGGCCGCAACACUUGUUGAUGCGAGUGGCGUGGGAAUACACAAGGAGGUGCAGGCUUACACGUUGCACCCCUUCCCUCCUUUUUCUCUCUUCUCCUGCCAGGUGAACGGGAAAGUGGUGGAGCGGCCGCAGCACAUGCUGAUGCGAGUGGCGGUAGGCAUUCACAAGGCGGACAUAGAGGCUGCCGUGCAAACGUACCACCUCAUGUCCCAGCGAUGGUUCACACAUGCUUCGCCCACGCUCUUCAAUAGCGGCACCCCGAGGCCGCAGCUGAGCAGCUGCUUCCUGGUAUGCAUGAAGGAGGACAGCAUCGAGGGCAUCUACGACACGCUCAAGGAGUGCGCAGUGAUCAGCAAGUCGGCGGGCGGCAUUGGCUUGUCCGCACACUGCAUUCGAGCCAAGGGCAGCUACAUCAGAGGGACGAACGGCAUGUCGAAUGGGAUAGUGCCCAUGCUGAGGGUUUUUAAUGAUACUGCGAGAUACGUGGACCAGGGGGGAGGCAAGCGCAAAGUGCCCAUGCUGAGAGUGUUCAAAGACAGGGCGAGGCACAUGGACCAGGGCGGAGGCAAGCUCAAAGACGUGUUUGACUUCCUUGACCUGAGGAAGAACCACGGCAAGGAGGAGAACAGGGCGAGGGACCUGUUCUAUGGGCUGUGGAUUCCUGACCUCUUCAUGCAACGCGUGCAGUCCAACAUGCCUUGGUCGCUCUUCUGUCCCAACGAGGCCCCUGGCCUGGCAGACUGCUGGGGGGAGGAGUUUGAGGCGCUGUACCUCAGAUACGAGAGGGAGGUGGGUGCUUGGCUGGCUGGUAAGGGUGUGUUAGUAGCAACAUUAGAAAUGCGUGGUUGGGGUUUGGCUGGCCUGGCGGACUGCUGGGGGGAGGAGUUUGAGGCGCUGUACCUGAGAUACGAGCGGGAGGGUCGAGCCAAGCGCGUGAUACCGUCACAGAAGCUCUGGUUUGCCAUCUUCGAUUUGAGCACCAUCUGUGAGGCGCAGAUUGAGACAGGCAACCCGUACAUGCUGUUCAAGGUGGGUGCUGCUCUGGUCUUCGAUUUGAGCACCAUUUGUGAGGCGCAGAUUGAGACAGGCAACCCGUACAUGCUGUUCAAGGACGCGUGCAAUCGCAAGUCGAACCAGCAGAACCUGGGAACUAUCAAGUGCAGCAAUCUGUGCACAGAGAUUGUCGAAUAUACCAGCCCUGAGGAAACUGCAGUCUGCAACCUUGUGUCAAUUGCCCUGCCUCGCUUCGUGCGGGAAAAGGGGGUGCCGUCUGAAGCCCAUCCGUCCAAGCUGACUGGAAGCCUCAACCACGACCAGCGAUUCUUCGACUUUGAGAAGCUGGGGGAGAUCACGGAGGUAGUGACACGCAAUCUUAACAGAGUUAUUGACGUCAACUACUAUCCCACCGAGUCAGCCCGUCGCUCCAACAUGCGCCACCGGCCCAUCGGCUUAGGGGUGCAGGGGUUGGCAGAUGCGUUCAUCCUGUUGGGCAUGCCCUUUGACUCGCCUCAGGCCCGACAACUGAACCGGGAUAUCUUUGAGACCAUCUACUUUCGCACGUCGUGCCGCCUCAAACCAUGUCUUGUCUUUGCCCUUCAUCUCACUCCCCCUCCCCCUCCAACUUUCCAGGCCCGCCAACUGAACCGGGACAUCUUCGAGACCAUCUACUACCACGCGCUCCGCACGUCGUGCCUGCUGGCAAGGGAGGAGGGCACCUACGAGUCGUACCCUGGUUGUCCUGUCAGCAAGGACUGGCCAGCCCUGAGAGCCAGCAUUACAGCUCACGGGCUGUGCGACUCCCUCCAUGUGGCGCCCACGCUCACCUCACCUCAUGCCCUGUGCCUCGUCUUACCCCCCGGCAUCCUCCAGCCGGACAUGUGGGGAGUGACUCCCUCGGAUCGUUGGGACUGGGCAGCACUGCGGGCCGACAUAGCGGCUCACGGGCUGAGGAACUCCCUGCUGGUUUCUCCCUGCCGGUGCCGACUCCGCUCCAUGUGCGCUGCUCCCCUAUUCCCCCCUCAACCCCUACAGGGCAUCCUGCAACCAGACAUGUGGGGAGUGACUCCCUCUGACCGCUGGGACUGGGCAGCACUGCGAGCCGACAUAGCGGCUCACGGGCUGCGCAACUCCCUGCUGGUGGCGCCCAUGCCCACGGCUUCCACGAGCCAGAUCCUGGGCAACAACGAGUGCUUCGAGCCGUACACCUCCAACAUCUACUCCAGACGAGUGCUGAGGCUGCGCAACUCCCUGCUGGUCGCACCCAUGCCCACGGCUUCCACCAGCCAGAUUUUGGGCAACAACGAGUGCUUCGAGCCGUACACCUCCAACAUCUACUCCAGACGAGUGCUGAGUGGCGAGUUCGUGGUGGUGAACAAGCAUUUACUCAACGACUUGACACAUCUCGGCCUGUGGUCGCCCGGCCUCAAGAACGAGAUCAUGUACCGGAAUGGGUCUGUGGAGGGGAUUGACGAAAUUCCACAACGCCUGAGAGACAUUUACAAGACGGUGUGGGAGAUGAAACAGAGGGCGAUCGUGGACAUGGCAGCAGACAGAGGGGCGUUCAUCGAUCAGAGCCAGUCGCUCAACAUCCACAUGGAUGCUCCUACUUUUGGCAAGCUGACAUCGCUGCACUUCUACACGUGGGGCAAGGGCUUGAAGACGGGCAUGUAUUACCUGAGAACGAGAGGAGCAGCAGACGCCAUUAAGUUCACCGUCGAUGCAGAAGCUGCCAAAAGGGUAUGUCCUUUUGAAAGCUUUGGCAAGGUGUGUCAAAACGCUUUGAAAGGUGACAGGCAGCAAGGUAGCAGCGGAAAUGCGAGGCAGGUGAAGGAGGUGCACAUGCAAGCCAGGCCAGCGAGUGUGAGUGUCACCGGAUAG
Molecule: messenger RNA, 3615 nt
Organism: Closterium sp. Yama58-4
Lineage: Eukaryota; Viridiplantae; Streptophyta; Zygnematophyceae; Desmidiales; Closteriaceae
Source: the annotation of a GenBank genome assembly